Molecule: messenger RNA, 7336 nt
Organism: Sus scrofa (pig)
Lineage: Eukaryota; Metazoa; Chordata; Mammalia; Artiodactyla; Suidae
Source: RefSeq, a predicted model, not a curated record
UCGGAUUCGUUAACCACUGCACCAGGACGGGAACUCCAGGUCAAGUUUUGGAUAUCAGAAUACUUAAUUCAGAAGGACUUCAAAAGGAGGAGGACACUGAGCCAAGAAGCAUUGCUUAGCAAAUGGUAAAGCUGAGCCUUGAGGUUAAAACAAAAUCAGUUUUACGGUUAUAGAAAGUGGACUGUUUUGUGAGUAGUUGGAAAAAUCAGGGCUAGUAGCCUUACUUCCUUGCUAAGCAUACUACUACUAAAAAUAGCUGGCUAUCCUAGAAUGACUUAGUACAAGAAAGCCGUCACAAUCUGUAGUUUCUCCAUACUUGACAUUGAUGAUUUCCUGCUUUCAGAGGAGUAUCUGGUCCAAAGGGCCACUCAAGAGGACACUGGGGAAAAAAAUCAAGUAUAUUCUCAGGAGUAGUUCUGGGUUUGUGAUCGGCAGGUCUUAGAACUAACUAUAUCAUCUGAGUUGAGAUGGAAGGACCAUAGAAUGCUUAACUUGGAGAAAAAUAUCCUAUGAGGUUGAUGUUAUUAAGAAGUUUCUAUGGUAACACCAAGUUCCACACAGAGACUGAAGGAUCUCCCAGGAUGUGACACUUUCAGUGGUAAAACCAAGAAAGUCUGGGACAAGCCAGGAUGACUGGUUACCCCACACUAUGCUUCAGCCACACUUAUCUGCUAUCUAUUCAGCAGUUAAACUUGUUCUUGCCUUAGAGUCUUAGCACUUGCUGUUCCCUCUCCCUGAAACUCUCUUCCCCUAAACUUUCACAUAGUUCCUCUGCGUCAUUUUGACCUCAACUCAAAGAGCACCUUCCUUGAAAGCAAACUUCUAUAAUAAUAAUAAUCUUGUUCCACCACUCUCUCAUAUCACCUUGUUUUCUUUCCUUCGUAACAGUUAUGACACCUAAACUGCUUCUUUUGCUACUUCUUGUUGUCACUAUCACCCCAAUAAAGUUAAAUAAGAAGGGAAGCCUUGUCACGUUUUGUUCAAUGCUGUAUCCUCAGCAACAUUAACAGAACUGGACACAUGGUAUGAACUCAAUAAAUAUUUGUUGAAUGGACAAGUGAAUGAGUGAUCCUGCUCACCACAAAGCCUAUAUUGAAUUCUCUUAUAUACACACACCAAAAAGUUCUGAGAAAAAUAUCUACAAAACUGGUAAAAUCCAGGUACCUGGUAAACUUGCAAAUGAAGCCACACAGAUCAGGAUGCUAUGGGAAUGGGUCUCGUAGAAUCUGAUUACAAGGCAGGAAAGCUGAGGUCAAUUAAGCCUUUUGCAAUUGCUAUGUAAGUACUAUUUAUACCCAGGAGGACUGAGCCUGGGCUGUUUGAAAGGUCUACUGCGCUCUUUAAAAGGUCUACUUUCAUCUAAAACUUCUUGUGCUUCUCUGCUCUAAUCAAAUUAUCAUCAUAGCCUUUAAAAAUUUUGAGAUUAAAUGAUUCAGAGAAAAGACACCUAUGGCCUCACAGCCAACUUCCCUUUUAGAAAUACUGGCCAUAGAAUUUCCUUAUGUUAUGAACUCCCAGAUGAUACGGUUAUUUUCUCGCAAGAUUCCAGUUCAUUCCAUCAUAAUUAAGUCCAGAGCAUCAUUUCCCUUCAAUGCUUUUUUAACCUUCUGAGAAAUGAAAUUGUCAGCAAGGCAAAUCCCAAAUGUAUCAGAGUCUCUGCUUUUAGCACUUUGAGACUUCCAUCAGAUGCCUGGACAGCUGAAUCUUUCCAUUCCUACGGUAGCUUGCCUUUAUGCCAGUUCUGUAAUCUUCACCAGGGAAGCAUCAACCAUGUGCUCUGUGAACUAUUUCCUUGAUGGCACUGCAAUUUCUCCCAAUUUGUAUGCUACUACAAAUGUUAACCAUCUUAUUCUCCUUCAUAUUUUGUGGAUUUCCACAUAGGUAUAAUAUAUUUUUAAUAUAUGAGUGUGACAAAGUCCCUAGGGCAGAAUCACAAAAAACAUUCUUGAGAAAUGAGUAUCUCACAUAGGCAGAACCUUAACAUCAGCCCUCUUGUGGAAGCAGUGACCUCCAAAAACCUGAAAGUCCUCCUCUUCUGUUGUCCUUCUACAGAGCACUGCUCUAUCAGUCAGUCAACACACUUUUUUGUACCAAGAAACCGACAAGUAAAGAUUUCAGGAAAAAAAAUUAUUCAAUGUCAGAUUGCCAAAAACAGUAUGAUUAAACACAGUAUAAAAACACCUGAGUGGAAGAGGCUAUUUAGUGAAAGUGACAUCAAGAGCUUUUCUUUGAGCAAACAUCUUUCAAGGGUUUCCCCUGUGCAAGAUAGAGAUCCAGAGAAAACGGAGAUGACUCAGAUAUGGUCACUAAAUCUAGGCGCUUAUAGCUUUCCAAAUGUACACUUAGCCUUACUUCCACUAUAUAGGGUCAAAAGUCCCUCGGGGUAAAAAACAAACAACAACAACACAAAACAAACCAAAAAAAGCCUGAAUAAAAGUAAACCUUUAUCUGAUCUCACAAUCACACUUGGGGGAGAACUGGCUUAAACAACAUAGCAUAUUGUUAGCAGGACCCAGCAAACAAAAUAUGAAGUUACACAAUCAUACUGUGAUGUUCAUCUGGAUCUCCAAAAUUCCUCAAUAUAAAUUCCUCAUAACAGUACCUGAACAUUUCACCCAUUAUCAGAAAAGAAAGGAAAGAAAUGAAGAAUUUACCAGACAGAAGAAAGCUUCAUCCUUCCGGAGGAAAACCAGCCCUGAUUCCCCGCCACCAACCAUAUUUACUGACCAGAAUAAUUGCUCUAGAGAACAUUCGCUGAAAUGCUCAUUAAUCAAGUUAGGAGGAAAGUGAAAAUUAUUUUAAUGAGCUAAAUAUAGUGAAUGUCUCCUCCUCCUUCGUUUUCUUUCUCCCUGUUUGCAUUAGGCGAUUUAAUUACAAAGCAGGGAUAUCGCCUAAGUCCCCAAAGUGGAAACUGUUCAAGACUGAGGUUAUAAAUUCUUAAACCCACCACAAGAUUAUCCAAAUUUCCUUCUUGCAUUUGAAUUGUGGCUUCUUUUAAUAUCUGAAUAUUUCUGGUCUGUAAGCAGACUAUAGAAUUUUGGCAAACACCAAUAUUUUAAAAAGAUCUCAAUGUAUCCAGAUGGGACAUCUCCUCAACUUAUUUUCCCCUGGCUGGGAGCAAAGUAACAGAAUUUUGGACACCUCAGGAAGAAAUACCACUUUAAUAGUUGUAGAGGCAAAGAAAAACUGCAUGUCAUGAACUGGCACCUGUAUUAUUAUGAUGAUGAUGUUAGAAAAUGAAUUUUUAAUUGUUUUUUAGACACCAACCUUUCAUGGUAGUCUUCUUACAAGCCACCUCUGCGUAAAUAAAAGAAAAAGAUAUUUAACAAGUAGAAAUAAAUGUGCAUGAUUCAUCAGCACAGUUAACUCAAGAUUUUCCAGCCUUAUAACCACAACUGAUAGGAAGAUUUAUUGUCACAGCUGCUGGUAUUAAACUUCUUUUCCUUGCAGUUAAAGGAAUCAAAUUUCUUCUUGGAGAUUAGUCAUUUGUGGGGGUGUUGCCAACUGCAAAAUGUUUCUGUUAUGAAUGAGAUGCACUUCUCUGUUGCUGUCCUCCAGCCCUAAGUCAGUGAGUAAUUUUCAUCUCUUUAUACGUCUUUUCCCGCCUACCAUCAGGAACAAAUUUUAAUGACUUACACAAUCAAACUUUCUUUAUUGUUACUUAAACCAAAAACUUCAGAUGGUAUUGAUUCUGGUAACAUGAUAAUCUCACAAGGAAAGUUCGGAUGAAAUGACAUUUUGGCAUAUGUUUACAAGGAUGCAAUCCAAUCUGAAGGAAAGGUCUACAUGCGGUGUGAAAGUGGGAAGGGAGCUGACAUAUCUUGGAUGGUAAAAUUGUGCCAGGCACUGUGUUAGGUUCUUUAUAGAAAUAAUCUCAUUUAAUUCUUGGAACACUCCUGCAAGAGGCUAGGUGAUAGCUCCAUUUCGCAUAUGAAGAAACUGAAAUUUCUCAAGACUGUACAGCUUAUUAGCGACUGAAUCAGAAUUUAGACUUGGAUCCAGCUGACUCCCUCACUUUCUCUCUGUAUUUCCACAUUCUGCCUUUUGAGUAUGAAGAAUUACCUAAUUAUAAACAGCACCAAUAUAACUAUAUAGUAAGGAUAAAUUUGAUUCUGUGUCUAAAUAAGAAAAUCUGUUUCACUCCCUUUCACAUACAACUGACAAGGCUCUUUUUCUUUCCUAUUUUGAAGACUUCUUGAAACAUGUAUUCCAGAAUUUGUCUUGUCCGUCUUCACAGUUUCUGGUAACUAUUGUCUUCAUUAAAUCCUUCUAUCUAAUAAAACUUUCCCAUCACCCUUUCAGCUCUUGUUUGGAACUAUAUGGAGAUGGUAGGAUCUGCACAUAGUAAGCUUCUGUUAUUUGAAAAUAGAGGUCAGAGUAAUUGAACAGAGUGAGAUUUCAGUAAAUCCACCAGUUACUUGGUUUAUUUCAUGUCAUUUUGGCUGGUGAUGUUUUUCCAUUGAAAUGACGGGUAGCCUUUAGCUAUAUAUACACUAUCUAAGUUACCAUGCAUAGGUGGUUUUAAUAUGACAUAUAAGAACAACAACAACAAAAAGGUUGAAAAGCAAAGAAGUAUUUCAAGCAUUCACAACUGGAUUAUCGAGAGUUUAAACUUAAAAAUUAUAACCUAUUAAUUGGAGAAUCGACUUAAAACUAUUUACCAGCAAUUUGAUGGGGAGAUGUAGCAUAUUUGCCUUUUGGCGGGGGGGGGUAAGGAAUAAAGUCAAUCAUCUAGCUACACCCCUUUAUGAGAGUAAAAAUUCUGUUUAACCCAACAUUAAUGAUUGUCUUACUUGAUCAAGUAUAAGUAACUCUACUGGGGAUCUAACAGUCCAAAGAACUUAAUAAGCCUUUCCUGAUCAUAUAAGAUUCUACAAGACAGGAAAGCAAAGAGAACCUAGAUUUCCACCGUUCGCUACUUGAACAGUUGAGCCUCACUGAGUAAAACAAUAAUCAGACCUCCAGAAUCUAAACUCUAACAGGCUAUUGUGACGCUACUCCUCUUAUUUCCUCAUGUAAGUGACAUUAUGUUUUGUCUUCUUUCCCAGUACUUGAGACAGAUAAAUGGGCAGUCACAAGCAAGACAAUGCCUCAGAGGUGACUGAAUUCAUCCUUGUUGGAUUUUCCCAACAGCCUCAAAUCCAGACUGCCUUCUUCAUGGGACUGCUGUUCUUCUACCUGGUCACAAUGUUUGGGAACAGCCUUAUCGUUGUUGUAGUGAGAUGGGAUUCUCGACUUCAUACCCCUAUGUAUUUUUUUCUUAGUAACUUAUCCUUCCUUGAUAUCUGCUACUCUACAAGUUGGGAGCCAUAUGUGUUGGCCCAAUGCUUCAAGGACUUUCCCACCAUUUCCUACAGCAGCUGUUAUGCCCAGAUGACCACAUCCCUCUUUCUGGGGAUGACAGAGUGUCUCCUCCUUGCUAUCAUGGCUUAUGACAGGUUUGUUGCCAUCUCUAAUCCCCUGCGUUACACCAUCAUUAUGAACAAUCGGGUUUGCAUACAGCUGGCCUUGGGAACCUGGGCCAGUGCCUUCUUAGUAGCAGUCACACCAAUCAUUGCAAUCCCUGCUCAUUACUGUGGGCACAAUAUCAUCAAUCAUUUUACCUGUGAGAUCCAGGCACUACUAAAGCUUGUCUGCUCAGACACCCCUAUCAGCCUAAUUCUGGGCCUGGUUAUCAGUGUGUUCACACUGCCCCUCCCAUUCACCUUCAUCCUCAUUUCCUACUUUUGCAUUGUGGUUACUGUGCUGAAGAUCCGCUCUGUAGAGGCCAGGCUCAAAGCUUUCUCCACUUGCGGCUCCCAUCUGACUGUGGUCACCAUAUUUUAUGGGACAGCCAUCUACAUGUACCUGAAACCUCAGUCAAAGGAGUACCAGGAAGAGGACAAAGUCAUGUCAAUAUUUUAUGGAGCAGUUACUCCCAUGUUAAAUCCCCUCAUUUACACUCUGAGAAAUAAGGAUGUAAAAGGUGCACUUAGGAAGUUAGCCAAAGGAAAUGAAAAAUCCUAAUGGCUCUCUUUAAGCCUCUCCAAUGGGCAAAAAAAUAAAUAAAUAAAAAUUUUUUAAAAAGAAAAUUCAGUCUCUAAAAUUUCAGUUUAUGUUUUUAAAAACAAACAACAAAAAUCUUAGUGAGCAUUCUUUCUGUGAUUAUUACUAGGCACUCAUUAACCAGUUUACCAUAAAUGUUAACAUUUUGUCAAGCUACAUUAAGAGCAAAAGCCAUGACUGUGCACAGAAUAGUCCACAAAGAGAAUAAUAAGAGUAGGUUUGUAGAUGUGAAGGCUACAGCCAUAGUAGCCCAUCAGAGAGAAGUUCUUUUCUGGGGUAUAAACCAUGAGACUUUUGCAACUAAAUAUCUUUGUAUUGGCCACACAAGGUAGAGAGAAUUCAUAUACAGGGUAGUGGUGAUGCAACCAUGGUAUAGCAUUUGCUCCUCAUAUCACAUUUUAUAUGCCCCUAACCCAAUUUGAACCUAAUGGACAAAUGACCCUUCCCACAUUAGGUGAUAAUAUCUCAUGGCAAGAAAUAUCUUUUGUAUGUAAAACACUUUUAUCACUUUAAAAGUGUAAUUAAAUAAUUUAGUCUAUGUUAUAUUCAUAAUUUUGUAUUUUAAAAUAGUUUGCAUGUUAUACAUAUUAAUAAAUCUUUUGUCAACCAACGCUUGUUUCUAGAAACAUUAAAUUUCCAUCAUAUCAAUUUCUUAUAAAAAUGUCUAAACUAAAAUUGUUAUUCUUUUGCCUUCUCCUAUUUCUCUGCCUUCUCUUCCAUGAUGUGCUUUAGUGACCCUCUGGCCAUUUCUACUCCCACUUCUCAUACACAUUCAUGAGCUUUAGCAUUUCUGCUCUACCCAAGAGUCCUCAUGGCCAAGAUUGAGACUAUUUUUUCUCCUUUCUCCCAAUUUAAUAAAAUGCCAUAUGCACUUCCUAUUGUUGGCAACCAACAUGUAUAUUAUAUACGUUGUAUUAUGGUAACUUGUUGACUCUUUUUCUCAUCUUAACUUUGCCUCCAGAAACCUCUGCCAUAGCACAUUCGGUAGGUUGUUAUGUUUCGCUUCUAAAAAUUUCCUUUAUUCCCAGAGCCUUCUUUUGAGUAGAUGACUAUCUCGUCACAAUAUUUUCUUCUGUUUUUUUUUUCUUUUAGUGUAUUAUCUUUAUGGGAAUAAUAAUAAUAAAAUCUGGUCACAAUAUUUUUUAUCCUUGGCCUUUCUCUUCACUUUCUGAAAGUUGAUUAUUCUAAAAGUUUAUUAUCUGAGAAAUUAUAUAUAUAGUUCAUAUAUAAUAUAUUCAGGUAUAUGUAAUAUAUAAAUAUAUUAUUUUUAUUGAAGUAUAUUUAAUUUACA